Ochotona princeps (American pika) is the source of this 1059-nucleotide messenger RNA. RefSeq names its product histone-lysine N-methyltransferase PRDM7-like. Gene Ontology annotation, molecular function: protein binding; histone H3K4 methyltransferase activity; recombination hotspot binding. Gene Ontology annotation, biological process: regulation of DNA-templated transcription; positive regulation of reciprocal meiotic recombination. The transcript is spliced from 7 exons. The coding region runs from base 1 to 1059 and encodes 352 amino acids. The record is from RefSeq and is a predicted model, not a curated record. Gene Ontology annotation, cellular component: nucleus. NCBI's taxonomy places the organism in Eukaryota, Metazoa, Chordata, Mammalia, Lagomorpha, Ochotonidae.
AUGGAAACCAGAAUGUGCGGUAGACAGGCAGUUAAUGGAAUACGGAAUUCAGGGCUCCUUGGGGGUGGGGAGGGGGCCAAGAAUGUCAACUUGCAGACCUUCAGGUUUGUACUGAAGAAUGAUGGGCUUCCCCACAAGUGGAUAAAGUUUGCGGUCUCAGAAAUAGGAAUUGCUGUGGAAGAACAACCUGAUCUUGAUGCAAUUCUUGGGAAGCUGGAGUUUGGCCACCUGCUAGGAGAAGAUAGAGCCGCUCCUAUGUGGAUUUCAGUGGCAUGUGCAAGUACGAAGGAAUCAUCAGGAACAGCAAAUUUACUAAACACAAUUGGCUCAAAGAAGUGCCAGAAAGCAGUGUUCCAUCCUAAGGAACCAAACAGCUCAGGACAGCACUCUACACAAAAACUUGAACUCAGAAGAAAGGAUGAGAAUGAAGAAUUUCAGAUGUACAACUUGAAAGGAAGAAAGGGUCAGACAUACAAAGAGUUCAGUGAGACUGAGAAUGAUGACGACCCGUACUGUGAGAAGUGUCAGAUAUGCUUCGCGAAGAUCUGUGCUGCUCAUGGACCUCCCGUGUUUCUAAAGGACAAUCCAGUGGAUAAGGGACAUCCUAGCCAUACUCUCCUCAGUGUGCCCCCUGGACUUCGAAUUGGCCCAUCGAGCAUUCCAGAGGCUGGGCUUGGAGUAUUUAAUGAAGCAUCUGAUCUGCUAUUGGGGCUGCACUUUGGUCCUUUUGAGGGCAAGAUCACAGAAGUGGAAGAGGAAGCUGACAGUGGGUACAGCUGGCAGAUAGCCAAGGGCAUGAGCAGCCAUGAGUACAUGGAUGGAAAGGAUAAUUCUUUGGCCAACUGGAUGAGGUAUGUGAACUGUGCCCGCAAUGAUGAGGAGCAGAAUUUGGUGGCCUUCCAGUACCAGAGGCAUAUAUUUAACCGCACCUGCCAAGUCAUCAAACCAGGCUAUGAGCUGCUAAUAUGGUAUGGGUAUGAAAAUGGCCAGAAGUUGGGUAUCAAGGGAAGCAAUGAAAAGAAAAAGAAGGGAAGAAAAAGGAAGAGCUCACAACAGUGA